CGCACCGCACACAGGGGAGGAGAGCGAGGGAGGGGGAGCUGGCCGCAGGCGGGCAUGGCGGCCCCCGACAUCUCGGCGGAUGACACCCGCAGGGAGCUCGUGCUGGGGUGGAUCGGCGUGUUGACGGCAGGGGCAGUGAUCCUCUUCCCGCUGUAAGUCCCUCGAACUCUGCUCUCUGCUCCUGCUCUCCAUGCUGUCCGAUUUCGCCGCCGCGUAGGAAGCCGCGCCCCUCGACUCUGGCCCCGUCGGCGUCCGCCUCCACCGGCCCGUGGCCGGCGGCCUGAGUAGAUCCCGAUGGCGCUCCUCCCGCGGCGUGCUGCUCUCGAUUCCUGGCCGGCCGCGAAACCCUUAGUUACAUGUCCGCAGCCGGUGAAGGCCGCGCCUCCUCCUCCAUGUCCGCGGCCGGUGAAGGCCGCGCCUCCUCUGCUGCGUAUGCUCGCCGCUGGCAAGGGCAGUACUUUUUUUUGUUCAGUCUGAAAAUUAGUUGCGCAAGAACAGAUCGGUCCAGGAGGCGCUAACCAGGGAGACGUCGCUGUCGGACCUAGCGAAGGGGUUAACGACCUAGCAUAUGAUCCCGGAGCUGACAAAAAUUGCAGCGAUGCUAGAUGAUGUUCAGCUUCAACAUGACCAGCAGGAUGAAAUUAGCUGGCAGCUCUCGCCUGAUUGUGCAUAUUCCGCAUGCUCGGCGUACUUGAUUCAGUUUGAGGGAUCAACCCCCCUGGAGGGAUACCAACUCAUUUGGUCGGCCUGGGCUCCGGGGCAAUGUUGUUGUUUUUUCAUUUGGACUGCCAUCUUAGGGAAGAUCCUGACAGCUGAUGCCUCUCUGCUGCGUAGGCUCGCCGUUAGUCGACGGCUCGACGCAGCCACGCGGCUGCUGGGUAGGACAGGACCAUUUUUGGUAGCGAUCCUUCCUUCCUACUUGUUCAUUGUACAAUGUUGUUCCUUAGUUGAUAAAUUUUAGUAUAGAAGAUAUUGCUGGGCAGUACUUGCUAUUUUUGUGUGGAAAGUAUAUACCCUGAUUAUCGUUUAGGAGUACCGUGAACAAGUACUGCCCAGCAAAGGAGUAAUAAGUAGAAAUCACCAAACGAUCUAACUAACAAAAGUAGCCAGCUUGUGUUGGGCCAGGUUACACUCUUAUUUUACUAAUAGUCCUGCACCAACAUGAGCUUUUUCUCGCAUUGUUUCGGCGUAUUGGCUCAAGAAGACUAGUAGCCAAUCCGGCCCUGCUUGAUUCUAUCGUUGGGCAAGAUCAAGUGACUCCUCUUUUCAUUUCCCAACGCGCUGGCCAUUGUGCAUGAAACUGUUGCAUGAUAAUCAUACUCUGCUUCACUUGUUUGCAAGAUAUGAUUUCCGCACAAGGUUCAAUAGGUCCUCCUUACUGUUGCUUGUGUCAUUUGAGGCCCCUUCCCUACUUUCAUUUUGUUUCAAGUCAAGGCUUAAUUUGUAGGCGCUGCGAAUGGUAAAACACACAUUCUUAUGCAAACUCCACGCUAGUUGAUCUUAUGUUGACUGAGCAGGGACCUUUAUUUUGUUUAUUUUUGUGCAUGCCUUUAUUCUGCCUACCAUGUUUGCAAAUUGUAAUAGCGUGUUGACACCAAUAUAUAGUUUGUACUGUAGUUGUUAUUCUUCAUCUUAACAUGUUUAUGUUUGUGCACAUGUCCCUCGAGGCACGCCGACGUUCUUGGCGAUCAAGAGGACGCACCUGGUCGGGACAGCGGAGCCAUACUCCUGCAUUGCUGUCAUAUUCAACUCGGCAAUGUGGUUGAUGUAUGGCAUCCCCACCAUCCGCGAGUUUGUGAACCUGCCGGUGAUGAUAGCAAACGGGGUCGGGAUUCUAGUUGAGCUGUUCUAUAUUUACGUCUUCAUCCGACACGCCGUUGGCCGCCGGCGCAAACCGGUUUUCGUUCUGCUUGCUUCGAGCGUGGUGAUCUUCACUGUACUUGGGGUCUUCCUAGGGAUGACUGUGUACCGGCACAAGUGGCCGUGUACCUUUGUGGGAGACUUGGCAGCUAUUUCAGGCGUCGUCAUGUACCUCAUUCCUAUCAUUAACACGAUUAAAGGGAUCUGGAACCGCGACCUGACACGCUUGUCAUGGUGGCAGCCCUUUGCGGCCCUGGCUAAUGGGUCCAUAUGGACGGCUUAUUCACGUGUUGGCCGAGUGAGGAUGUUCAUUCUUGUGCCAAGCAUUGCAGCCAUCUGCUCGGCCGUUUUCCAGGAGAUCUCGUGGUUUAUCGUGUACUUCAGAGGGCCGCCGCCUGCGCCAGUGCCACCACCACCGCCAACGCCACCGCCAAGUUCUGACAUUGAGUUGCCGCCACAUGCGGCUGCCGGCACCAGGGUUCAGGGAGGAAACGGAGGCAGGGAGGAGCUAGGAGGAGGCGACAGGGUUCAGGGAGGAGAGGCAGGCACGGAGCAGCUAGGUGGAGGCGACGGUGGACAGGGAGGAGAGAAAGGCAAGGAGCAGCUCGAAGCACAAGUCAGUGCCGAGGGGCAACAACAGCUGUCCUCUGCCGUCGGCCCGCCUGCGCCUGAAGGCGCCAAGCUCCAGGACGUCGCCCUGCCUGCGCCUGAAGACGCCGCGCUCAAGGACGUCGGCGCGCCCAAGGACAUCGCCCCGCCUGCGCCUGAAGACGCCGCGCUCAAGGACGUCGCCCCGCCUGCGCCUCCCGUCGUUGCGCCGCCGCUCCAGCCUCAGGAGGAGGAUGACGAGAUUCCGGAGCAAGACUGAUCGUGUGCGACCAUGGCAUCGCGAUACCACCGUCGCUACCUCAACCCAGAUGAUGCGAACUGACCAAUCCAUCUUGAUUCUAGGAACCAGAAAUGUCUGAUGGCAAUUUUGUUCUGCAGCUGCCACGCCAACAUCCGCGUACAUUUCUCGAGCCUUGGCCUGUCACAAAUGUCAGGAACUGUGUCCUGGCUACUCCUACUUCCUCAUUUAGCUCUGAACAGUCACUGACUGCUUUUUGUAGUGAUGAGAUGCACUGUCGUGGCUCCUAGCUUCGUAUAAAAGCUGGAGAGUGGGAGGAUGGGUGGCACGACAAAUGAA
Messenger RNA from Triticum aestivum (bread wheat), 3046 nucleotides. Its product is annotated as bidirectional sugar transporter SWEET6b. The transcript is spliced from 3 exons. Lineage: Eukaryota; Viridiplantae; Streptophyta; Magnoliopsida; Poales; Poaceae. Gene Ontology annotation, biological process: carbohydrate transport. The record is from RefSeq and is a predicted model, not a curated record. Gene Ontology annotation, cellular component: membrane. The coding region runs from base 1757 to 2728 and encodes 323 amino acids. Gene Ontology annotation, molecular function: sugar transmembrane transporter activity.